Molecule: messenger RNA, 2016 nt
Organism: Xiphias gladius (swordfish)
Lineage: Eukaryota; Metazoa; Chordata; Actinopteri; Istiophoriformes; Xiphiidae
Gene: bnipl
Product: BCL2 interacting protein like
Exons: 10
Coding region: 144-1208 (354 amino acids)
Biological process (GO): apoptotic process
Cellular component (GO): cytoplasm
Source: RefSeq, a predicted model, not a curated record
AGAAAGAGAGGGCGUGCAAUCCCAUAGAGUCAGAGUGGGAACUCCCUCAGAGAGAGAGGAAGCUGUGACUUCGACACACACACAGCGGCGUCCAGCAAGUCAUAUAUGUUGGUCAGAACACGCUGUGACAUCACUGUGACAUCAUGAGUGGGCGCACGGAGAGGAAUGCGGAGGAAAGGGCUCCUAUAGAGACGUCGGACCCCCCCAACAUCCAGGACAUGGAGCUGAGGGAGGAGUGGCAGGACGACGGCUUCCCCAGGCCUCUCCCCGAGGAUUGUGGGAAUCCAGAGGAGGCAGAGAGCCCGUCAAGAGCCCCGCCCACCAGCCUCGCUCUAUCGGGUAUGGUUAGGGGCGGGACUAAGAAGCGCCUGGCAGCCCCGACUCUCAGCCUGACUCUGAGCCACAGAGACUCUCACGACCUGAGCACCGACGGCUUCUCUGCCGCUGCCCUGUCAGCGACGCCAGACGACACACCGUCACUGGACAUCAACCUGGAGGCUCUGGAGACUCCAUCAGACAGUGAGACGGGAACGCUGCCGGACAGCACCCACGAGCUGGAAUGGGAUGAUGACCUCCCCCGGGUGGGGAGGGGGCGCGCUGUGGGCGUGGCCAGCAGUCCGGUGGAGCAGUCAGAGGGUCUGAUGGGGCUGGACCAGGUGGACAGCAGGGGGCGCCGCUGGAGGAGGUUCUGCAUCUCCGGACAAGAAUACCAUGUCAACAUGAGCGUCCUGGAGCCGUACCUGCAGGUCCUGUCUCACGGAGGUUACUAUGGAGACGGGAUGAACGCCAUCAUCCUGUUCACUUCCUGUUACCUGCCGGAGAACACGGUGGAAAACUACGAGUACGUCAUGGACAACCUGUUCAGGUACAUUGUGGGGACGUUGGACCUGAUGGUCUCGGAGAACUACCUGCUGGUCUACCUGUGUGCCAUGGCUCCCAGAAACAAACUGCCAUCCAUCAAAUGGCUCCAUCAGUGCUACACCUCCAUUGACAGAAGGCUGAAGAAGGACCUGAAGGGGCUUCUGGUGGUCCAUCCUGCCUGGUACAUCAAGGUUCUCAUCACUGUGGUCAAACCCUUCAUCAGUGAGAAGUUCAGCAGGAAGAUUCGGUUUGUUCAGAGUCUUCAGCAGCUUUCUCAUCUCAUCCCCACAGACAGACUGCAGAUCCCGGACACCAUACGCCAGUUUGACGAGAAGUUGAACCGAUGACGGUAACAGACUCUGAGGUCGAUGGAGUGGAUGGAUCCGAAAGGUCAAAGGUCAACAGGGGCCUCUCAGCCUGCUGACCUUUGACCUGCCUGCCUGCACAGAAAACACACCGACUCUGGGUUUACUUGUCGAGUCUGUCUUUGAACUGGGGGAGGGGGGUAAGUUAAACGUCCGGUUCUCCGGCAGCUUCAGACUCCAGACUCCCUCCUGUACAACUUAGGUUAAAGUGACUGUAAGUACAAACAGAGCAUGGAUACUGUAAAUACUGCAGGUGCACAUCAGUGUCGACUGGAGGCAUUUUCCCUUAAAAUCCCGGGGUCUGGUUUAAUCCUCGCCUCUGCGUUUAGUUUUUUCUCAUUCACCUCGGUCAGAGCGGGACGAACUGCAGCCGAACACAUUUGAAUAUCAGCACAUUGAACAAGGGUUUUACCCGUUGCACUUACAUGUACCUGUAAUAAAAGCCUCCAUCAUUGUACUAAAUGUUUCUCAUAUUUUUAAUAUCUUAGUGUUUGUCCGUGCUGUUAUUCUGUUCUUCAUCGGCAAACACUGAAGAGAUGCUGCGAACGCCAGAAAAGGCAAAUAAAGAGGGUGAUCAGAGUGUGAAGCGCACAACCCGGGAUUUCAUAACACGGCCACGACCUCCCAGAACCCGCCAGACCCCAUCGAUCAGUCGGGAAUUUUUCUGGAAAGAACUGCAUCAACUCAUUUAACUGUUGAGCCAUAAUUUAUCGUAAAUGUUAGUGUUUAUUUCAAAGAGUCAGUUUGUCCUAGAGGCUGUUUUCUAAAAGCUUUCUCAGCUUUGCCAGGA